ACCUACGUGCUUGCCUUACUCUACACUGUCUGUGGGAAAUGGAGAACGAGCUUGAGUAAAUUUUUGCGAUGCUAUCGGUUUAGCCAGUUGAAGGUUAAAUAGCAGAAAUGAAUAUGGCAGCGUAUCAACGCGAUCCUUUGGAUUUUCCAUACUGCGACGAAGUGUCGAAAUAUGAGAAGCUAGCGAAGAUAGGACAGGGAACGUUUGGGUUGGGAAGUCUUCAAGGCGGAGCACAGAGAAACCAAAAAAGUUGUUGCUCUGAAGAAGGUGCUCAUGGAAAAUGAAAAAGAAGGGUUCCCCAUCACAGCACUGAGAGAAAUCAAGAUUCUUCAGCUUCUCAAACAUGAAAAUGUAGUGUCCCUCCUAGAAAUAUGUCGCACCAAAGCCACCAUGUACAACCGUUACAAGGGUAGCAUCUAUCUAGUCUUUGAGUUCUGCGUGCAUGACUUGGCAGGUCUUCUCAGUAACUACAAUGUGCAUUUCUCCCUGGGAGAAAUCAAGGAGGUGAUGAAGCAGUUGCUGAAUGGUCUGUACUACAUUCAUAGCAACAAAGUGCUCCACCGAGACAUGAAGGCUGCUAACAUCUUCAUUACCAAGGAAGGCAAGCUCAAGCUGGGGGACUUUGGCCUGGCGCGGGCAUUCAGCAUGCCCAAGCCGGGUCAGGUCAACCGUUACACCAACAGGGUAGUCACACUGUGGUAUCGCCCCCCAGAGCUGCUCCUGGGCGAGCGCAACUACACACCAGCCAUUGAUUUGUGGGGCGCAGGCUGCAUCAUGGCCGAGAUGUGGACACGCAGCCCUAUUAUGCAAGGCAACACGGAACAACACCAGCUGACACUGAUCAGCAACCUGUGCGGGUCUGUCAUGCCUGAGGUCUGGCCUGACGUGACAAAGCUUGACCUCUUCCACAAGUUGGAGCUGCCACAGGGCCAGAAGCGCAAGGUCAAGGACCGGCUCAAGAAGUACGUCAAGGACCAGUUUGCCCUAGACCUCAUUGACAAACUGCUGACACUGGAUCCCAAGUCACGGACCGAUGCUGACCAGGCACUGAACCAUGACUUCUUCUGGAAUGACCCCAUGCCCUGUAGCCUGGUCAAUUUGCUGUCCAAGCUCAAUACGUCCAUGUUUGAGUAUUUGGCACCCAAGCGAAGAAUCAAUCAGGGUCACCAUCCAGGACAUGGUGGACAGAUGCAUGGCCAAAGACACCCCCAGGCAUCAGGGAGACCUGCCAAUGCCACUGAUGCAACAUAUGACAGAAUAUACUGACCGAGCUCAUGUGACCUCGGAUACAACCACAAAGUUCACAUGUAUGUGUUAGGAACUAUCCCUUGCUUCUUUUGACAAGACACCCUAAUCAGUGUCAACCACACUCGAAAUUAGAGCCAUAGAACAGGUCUUAUGUGUACGAAGUCCAUCAACUUGUGCUGUGUGUACAUGUACACACAUGUAUUUGGUAUUCAUGUAGUCCGUACUUAUCUACACGUACAGGUGCAUGUAUGGCCUUGAGUGUUGAAAGCACAUCCAGCAUCAACCUUUAUAUAGAAGUCAACUUGGGCUCAGUUUGCUAGCUUAGCUCAGGAAUUGUACUAUUGUCAGCACUGGGUUUCCAACACUAUCACUGAAAUUUUCACAACUCCAGAGCUCCAAGCUGGACCAAAGAUUUCUAAUAGCAGCGGACAUGACGGAGGCUUCUUUGGAACUGUAUCUCGCAGGUUCAAAAACGACUAUGAAAUGCAUGCAUUGCAGUCAUGUUACUACCAACAAAUGAACACUCCCCACCAACAUGACUCUUUUUGACCAAUGAGGGGGUGAUGCCUCUUCUCAAGAUGGACAAAACUUUACACAAGUGAAUAAACCCAAAUGCCUUGUUAACCUACAAAAUAAGUAAGCCAUCAAACCCAUCAUGCAGAAUAGUGUGCAUUCCAUGCAAUACCCCGUCCCUAGUAAAUACUAAGGUUGUUGGGAGAGUGUGAAGUGAGUGCCUGGUACCUUUGCAGAUUUCAUACUUUUUCCCCCAACUCCACAUUAUGUGCACACAACACGCACACAAACACACAUAGGAUAUUUUUUACUUUGUAAAAAUGUGGCGCUCAUUGUUUACUAGGAACCCUAAAUGAUUAUUCACCGUGAGCAGUGCCAUACAUGUGUAUGAAAUUGGGCCCACUACCCAUCAAGCAUUCUUAGAAUGGUUAGGAAAGAUUUUAAAAAUGGAACUGGAUCUGAGCAGCAGUUUAAUUAUGUUUUUUAAUUACAGAUUCACCAUUAAACAAAGCAUGCUGACAACACCAUUGGUGUCUACUAUUAGUGCAAAAGGAACUGCACGUUUAUUUUCCUUUGGUUGUUUUGAGUUUGCACCUUUUCCACAGAGUGGGAUUUGGUACUCCAAAGUACAUUCCAAUGCAGGGUUUUCUAGAAGCAUUUAUUGGGAUAACUUGUCGAUGUCAAAGCUAAUAAUACUGGAGUGUCGGUUGGGCUGACAACUUUCUUCUUAAAUUAAAAACACUGCUUAAAAAUCGACAAAGCUACUUAAUGGGACGCUGAAUUAUUCUGUUAAUAAAGAAGUACAUGUACACCGGUGAUGUAAGGAAGUUGUAAUGAGUGUGGUUUGUAAAUUUGUAUAACCGGUACAAAAGUGGGGAAUGUCACAACUGCUGUGACCUGUAUUGUGCCAUUUGGGUGUGAAAACCUUCGAAGUUCUGAAGAGAGAACCUGACACCAUUCUUAAGAAAGAACUUAAGAAUGCAACAAUGGAGAACAGCCCUUUUCUUUGCAUACAGCUGCGUACAGUGUACAUGUACUUCAAACAGUUGUGAAACAAAACCCACUAGUAGGACAUUGCCUUCCCAAACAUUAAAGAGGGUUAAUGCAUAAAAUGUA
Messenger RNA from Acanthaster planci (crown-of-thorns starfish), 2877 nucleotides. Its product is annotated as cyclin-dependent kinase 9-like. Gene Ontology annotation, molecular function: cyclin-dependent protein serine/threonine kinase activity; RNA polymerase II CTD heptapeptide repeat kinase activity; ATP binding. The record is from RefSeq and is a predicted model, not a curated record. Gene Ontology annotation, biological process: protein phosphorylation. Gene Ontology annotation, cellular component: nucleus. Lineage: Eukaryota; Metazoa; Echinodermata; Asteroidea; Valvatida; Acanthasteridae.